Psilocybe cubensis is the source of this 417-nucleotide messenger RNA. RefSeq lists its product as uncharacterized. NCBI's taxonomy places the organism in Eukaryota, Fungi, Basidiomycota, Agaricomycetes, Agaricales, Agrocybaceae. Bases 1 to 417 code for a protein of 138 amino acids. The record is from RefSeq and is a predicted model, not a curated record. The transcript is spliced from 6 exons.
AUGAUGGGCAAUGUUACGGUGGCUUUAAGCGAGUUCUUGGUCAGCACAUAUCUUUUCCUCAGAAUAUACGCCUUAUAUGAUAAAUCACGUCGCUUAUUGAUGAUGGGGGCAAUUUUUAUGGCAAUUACAAUAGCAAUUCUCGCCGUGAUUCUUGCUGGCAAGGAUCAGAAAGGCGCUGUGACUGCUGGUGGAUGCAAUAUUGGUAGUUCUCCUUCAACAGCAGUUGUCCUUGUCAAUGUGGCUAAUAUGGCCAGUUACUUUCCCCUACUACGUGGAAGUCUUGCUAGGCUAUCUUGCAAUAUCUCUACUGUCAUGAUAACGCGUCUCAUGCUCAACCUAAACAAAAUGACAGAUUUUGGGAUCAUGUCGAGUCCCUCGCAAAUUUCGACUGUACAUUUCAAUCCCACGUCGUCCUAG